AUGUCGCCGAUCAAAGGCACCCCGGCCCCUCCGCCACAUAACAUAUCAUUGCGAAAUACAACGACGACAGUCCCGGACGGGUUCCGCUCACUAGGUCAUGUGGCGCACAGCAAGUACCAGUCGCUGCUGAAGCUAGCUUCCCCGCAGCGGUUCCGCCUUCUGAGUUGCGACGACUUUCUUGACUCCUCCAGGUCGCCGGACGUCCAGAUCCUCGAGGGGCCCGCACCGAAAAGCAAUCUACAUCCGGCGGAUUCCGCCAUCGGCAGCGCUAGAUAUGCCGUGCUCUCGACUUCGUUCAUGGGUUUCAAAGAACCGGAGCCGUACAAACUGCCUAUAUGGCUCCUCAAGCUCGUAUGCCAUGCCGCCAAAGCCAGGAACGUCCAAUACCUCUGGUUCGACAAGGCGUGCGUGCGCCCCGCAGCCAUGGACGAAGGCGGCGACGACUGGAAGUGGCACGCAACGCACAUGGGCGACAUAUACAGUCUCGCCAAGCUUUGCAUCGUCGUCCCCACGCACCCUCUGACUGCCGGACCAGACCUUCUAGACAUCAAUACCGCUUCGGUACCGCCACACGUCCACAGUGGGUGGUCUCUUCUCGAGAUGUGCUGUGCGGAGGAGCCGACGGACCUCUGUGAGAAGGCCGUCGUUCUUCAUAGAUGGGAUCACGGCCCCGGGAGAUGGGAAAUUGCGCAGGAUGGGGUCCUGGGGGAAUACCAAAGGAAAGGUAUCAGCGGCCCAGCAGAAACCUUGACGGUCCUCACAAUCGACGGAGCAUCACGUUAUGCCCUCUCUCCGUUGCCCUACCUUCUAGAUGGAGCACUCAACGGUCUGCAAUUUGAGCCAAAGGCCGAAGAAUCUCCGGUACAGAUGUUCGACCCUCAGCUGUUAGGCGCUACCACACGAAGGACGUCACCCUCCACAGCCCCAUACGGCGUCAGGCCCGCAUCAGACCAUAAGUGCGAUGAUUGCAUUGGCCUUCUCCUCGACAUUAUGAAAACACGAUUCGAGUAUCAUACCGCCGAGGAUUUGGAACGCGCCGCCGCCAAUUCGCAACAAACGACCGACUGUCCGAAAGACUCAACGGUCGUUCUUCCGAAAGGGGCUGCUACCGCCAGGGAGAAAUUCGUGGAGGCGCUCCUGCUCUGCGCAUUUACCCGCUACUACAGCAACCAAGAGGACAUCUCGACAUACGAUAGCGAUAGACUUUCCUUGCCCCGUAUACGCUCGUUGUACUCUCGGAAGGAGAAUGAAGCGGCGCGGAUGCAGAUGAGCAACACGCGAUCGGGCCUGGAGGGCUCGCACGCGGGCGCCACAAAACGAUCCAGGCCGGGCACCUAG
Trametes versicolor FP-101664 SS1 is the source of this 1338-nucleotide messenger RNA. RefSeq lists its product as uncharacterized. The transcript is spliced from 3 exons. The record is from RefSeq and is a predicted model, not a curated record. NCBI's taxonomy places the organism in Eukaryota, Fungi, Basidiomycota, Agaricomycetes, Polyporales, Polyporaceae. The coding region runs from base 1 to 1338 and encodes 445 amino acids.